AGUUGAAAACAGUGAUCGAAAAAAAUGAAAACUCAACAAAUACUGAGAUAGGGAGGUAGUAAAUGGGUACCAAAAAUAAACAAAUAAAAUUGGAGUAUAUAAAUACAUGUAAGGUAAACAAACACCAGUGCUCGAAUUUAAGUAUCAAGAUCUACCAAUCCUUGAGAAAUGGAAGGUAUCAAACACAGCAUAGUAAAGGUAAACGGAAUCAACAUGCACGUCGCCGAGAAGGGGCAAGGCGGCGGCGGCGGCCAGGUGGUCCUCUUCUUGCACGGCUUCCCGGAGCUGUGGUACUCAUGGCGCCACCAGCUCCACCACUUUGCCGCCCUCGGGUACCGCGCCGUGGCGCCGGACCUCCGCGGCUUCGGCGACACGGACACCCCGGACGACGUCUCCGCCUACACUUGCCUCCACGUCGUGGGCGACCUGGUGGAGCUUGUCCGCUCCCUGGGAGCGGACAAGGUUCUGCUGGUGGGCCACGACUGGGGCGCCAUCAUCGGGUGGUAUUUCUGCCUGUUCCGGCCGGACGUGGUGGCAGCGUUCGUGUGUAUCUCCGUGCCGUUCCGGCAGCGGCACCCGGCGGUGAAGCCGGUGGAAGGGAUGAAGGCACUGUUCGGAGAGGACUACUACGUGUGCAGAUUCCAGGAACCGGGAGAGAUUGAAUCUGAAAUCGCGAGACACGGGAGUGAAAAGGUGAUGAGGAAAAUAUUCACGGACCGGAGCCCGGGCCCGGCUUGCCUGCCAAAGGAAAACCCAUUCCAAAUAUCCACGGAUGAACCAGAGUUGCCCUCUUGGUUAUCCGAACAGGACCUCCGCUACUUUGCUUCCAAGUACGGCGACGCCAAGGGCUUCACCGGCGGCCUCAACUAUUAUCGCGCUUUCAAUCUGAACUGGGAGCUAACAGCAGCAUGGACAGGGGCACAAGUGAGAGUGCCAGUGAAGUUCAUGGUUGGGAGUGUUGACCUGGUGUAUACCACACCUGGGGUCAAGGAAUAUGUACACAAUGGGCUCAAGAGGGAUGUGCCAUUGCUCCAAGAGGUUGUUGUGAUUCAUGGAGCUGCCCAUUUCCUCAACCAAGAAAGGCCUCAUGAGGUCAACCACCACAUCCAUGACUUCUUCAAGAACUUCUAGCACUCUACAACAAGAAGAAAAACCCCAUGCUACUCCUCUAUAAUAAUUAGGGAGCGGUUCGGGUGACAUCCGUUCGAAAAAUUGAUGGUUUCUACCCCCCAAUCCCCGGCCCGGCCUGAACAUACCUCCGCACCCCCGUCAAUUGCAUGCCCCAAAGUCAACUAAAUCUUGUGGCAUGCAAUUGGCUGGGUUGGGGGGAAUGUUUGUGUCGGGCCGGGGAUGGGGGUUUAUUGGGAGGGUUAGGGGGUGAGAACCAUCAAUUUAUUGAUCGGAGCAUCGUAUCAACCUCGGAUCAUUCCAUAACAUUGAAUAUCAAUGCCAGGAGAACUAAGGUGUAAUAAAUAAGUAUGUUGAUGAUAUAAACGAGCAAAACGAAAUCACUUCGACCAGGUGGCAACGCCUUGAGAGUGUGUCAUCAACAUGCUCAUUGUGAAUAACUGCAUUUUGUUUUC
Cuscuta campestris is the source of this 1583-nucleotide messenger RNA. NCBI's taxonomy places the organism in Eukaryota, Viridiplantae, Streptophyta, Magnoliopsida, Solanales, Convolvulaceae. The record is from the annotation of a GenBank genome assembly.